UCUGCAGAUUUCCUUUCAUUACUAUGUUCACUUAGCUAGGAAUCUAACUCAAAAGUUUCAUCUUUUGCUUCCUUCUUACUUAGCGAUCUUGCUCAAGACUGUGUGAAGUGAAUGAAUAAAAUGCAGCAGAACAGCUUUUUCCCGGGGUGCAAUUUCUCUAACCGUGACAUUACGAAUGCAAGAACUGGCUGGAGUUUGUGUCCUGUACAGGACACUGAUUCGGUCUUAACCAAUAAUAGUUACGGCGUGAACCUGAAUGUUGAUGAUACAUUCUCUUUGUUGUAUCGUGAUCUUUAUCAUAGCCAAGUGAAAGGAGCGUUGAGACACACCAUGCUUGUACAUGAAUCUGUCUUUGGAAGUCAGAUCUAUGAGCUUCAUCGUCUGUACCGAAGGCAGAAGGAAUUGAUGAUGGAAAUGGAAGGAACUCGACAUCAAAACGCCGUGUACUUAAAUUCUGGUUUCCCUAUCCCUAGAACACACUGGAUGAGUUCGAGCAUCUCUGCUUAUCAAACUAGGUAUUUGCCUCAUGAAGAAAACAUUCCUUACCAAAUGGAAGCUGAGCUUCUUGUAGAUAACAAGGUUGAGAAGUCUGAGAAGAAGGUCUUGGAUCUGGAACUACCGGUUUUUGAGUAUAAUGAUAUGCAUGGAGGAGUCCAUGAAGCUCCAAACUUUUUGAAAGAGCAAUCUCUGAGAAUGAUGUCUUUGGAUUCGGGUAAGCAGUUGAGUAAGCUACAACUUGAUUUGAAUGAACCUGCCAAGAUCGAGGAACAUUCAGAUAAUGUGUUCAGUCAGUUCUUGAGUCCAGUUACAUCAGAUGGGAUUAGAGAAGAGUCUGAUAGAAAGAAUGAAGGAGAAAGUUCAUUAAAAGGUUUCAACGGGAUGAAUGAAGCGCAAGGAUCUGUUAAAUGUCGAGAAGAGUACGGGUUUGACUUGAAUAUGUCUCCCCUUUCAUCCGAAGAUGAAGAAACAAAGAAGUUUGAAACCGAGAAACCUCAAGAGUCUUCUUCUGUUACGGUUCGUGGAAAACACAGUUCAAAUCAGCCGCGAGUGAAUGUUCAAGCUCUACCAUGUUCAACUAACACUUUACUUUUGGACAAGCGAUUUAAGUCAUUCAUGAGAGGCUCAAGGUCAAGGAAGAAGGUAGAACUUUGUCCAACCAACAAAACUUUCAAAGGCUCAAAGCAUGACCCGCACUUGAGUGCUCAGGUCAGCUCAGAAUCUCAAAGCAAUCAAACGAGUAUGGAGAAAGGGAGUUCAAGUUCUUUGUCUGAGGCAAAAUGUGCAGAGAAGGGGACCAAUCUAGGAAACAAAAGGCGUUGUAAACCACAAAUGAAGUCCAGUAAGGGUCAAAGAGUAGUUGCGAAAAAGAGUGGAAGAAUGAAACGGAAGAAGAGCAGAAAGAUAUCUCUUGUUAAAGAAGGAAAUUAUCAAGAAGUGUCUGCAGCUGAGGCUAUAGUACAUAUGUCUAGAAAGUCCGCCACUGAUUAUAUUACUUCCCUAAGCAAAAAUCUUCUUUGGUUCGCCGAUAUUUCUUCUUCGGUUGCAAAGAUGCAAAAAGAGAAGAAGCUAGAGGAGCACGAGACAGACAACAAAGGAGCAGCAGUCUCUAGCAUAGUCCUUGGGAAGCAGAGGAGAAGCAAGGCCAGGCAGGGAAAGCGGAAAUGCAAAGAUGACCUGCAUGAUGAUAACGUGAGUAUAGGCACAUUUUCAGAAUGUGAAGCCAAUGAGGAUCUGCAGGUACUUGGAAAGCUAAUUAAAGCAUCUGAACUAAAGUGGAAUUGCGUGUUCCUCAAGAACAAGCGCAAAAGCUCUACUCCUAAACCAAUAGAUGCUUUCACUUUUUGGGGAGAAGAAAAAACAGGUGUUUAUUGGGGAGCCUUAAAAAAGCGAAGACGGAGCUCUAGAAUUCCUGCUGCUGAUUUUACUCACAUGAUCAUCAACCAAGUAGUAUAGCCAAACGGAGCUCUAGAAUUCCUGCUGCUGAUUUUACUCACAUGAUCAUCAACCAAGUAGUAUAGCCAAACUAAAGAAGUAAUUACAAUCCUUGCCAUAGUUUGGCUUCAUGUUUUUCUUUUGGAGAAUUAAGAGUCUUACUAUUA
Camelina sativa (false flax) is the source of this 2099-nucleotide messenger RNA. RefSeq lists its product as uncharacterized. The record is from RefSeq and is a predicted model, not a curated record. NCBI's taxonomy places the organism in Eukaryota, Viridiplantae, Streptophyta, Magnoliopsida, Brassicales, Brassicaceae.